AUGUAUGGCCUGGGACCCGCCUAUGAAGUUGGUAAAUCAACUCUCGCCGCACGGUCCGUGCCCAGCCAUUCAAAUGACUCCCUGGAAUUACUAUUUCAUAUUGACCCCACCUCCUCUGUAAUUCGUGUAGCCAAUUCACAGUGGCUAGACCGCGAAGUACUCUGUCCAUUUGCUUCAGGUAACAAUAAGGAGUGUAGUCUGGCCUACGCUGUCUCUAUCAGUGCAAAAGCCAAGACGCCCCUGCGGUUAACUCCCCAACAGUCCUGGAUACGUGUGAAGAUUGUGGUCGAGGAUAUUAACGACAACGCACCACGGUUUCAGGCCAUUAAUGACAGUGAACUGGCAACGGCCUCGCAGACGGCCUGCAACCUCCAUCUGCAGUUGAGUGAGGCUGUCCAGAUCGGAACAAAGCUAAAACUGCCCGACGCCAUUGAUCUGGACAGUCAGGCCAACGGUCUACCAAUCUACCAAUUUACCUGCCAGGAUCCUGACCAGGUAGGGGACACUUUCACCCUGCGACAGUCGCGAGCAGAGAACGGGGUGAACCGGAUCUGGCUCCUGCUGAGUAACCCGCUGGAUUAUGAGCGGCAAGCAGCUUACAAUUGCACGCUCACAGCUUGCGACAGCGGCACACCCAUCCUCUGUUCCUCCCUACACGUCUGCAUCACCGUGCACGACAGUUACUUCCGCGUGGACUCCAAGACGGGUGAUCUCAUCCUGAAGCGGCGUCUCACCGGUGGCACAAAGUACCACUUUUGGGCUGAGGCUCGAGACGGUGGUGAACCGGAGUCACGUUCAGCGCGCAUACCAGUCUCCGUACUUGUUACUGAUGUGAACAAUCACGCCCCGCGUAUCGACGUCCUGCCAGCUGCUGUACGCGUACAAGUCGGCGGAAAAAGCACAACUGCGGGGGACUCGGUACGCUCCGUCAUGUCACAGGUGCGCUCCGCACCCUGUGAACUGACGUACGGAUUUGCCGACAGCAGUGAGGGCAACCGGGCCUGUGACCAACACAGUCUGGUGCGCAUAUUUGAGGAUAAUAUAGCCCCCUCGAGCAUCGCCUUUCUACGCGUCUCGGACGAGGAUAAGGGGGAGAAUGCGCGGGAGAGUCUGCCCGUGGGAUCCAAUGUGAUUCAGCUGGGCGUGAAAGAUCAGGACUCGUUGCCGCGAGGAAGUAGCAAAGCUAGUCCUGCUGUUGUGACGGAUUUGCUUCUGCUCAAAUUCAGUCUGGAUUCGAACAAAACACUUCCCUUCGCUAUUGAUACCCUCUCUGGUCGCAUCUAUUCCACGGAGCAGCUUGAUGCUGAAACGCGAACGGAAUAUAAUCUAACGAGUCCAAUGAAAGGUUUUAUUUGCAAGUAUAUGCUACCAAUUGUUGCUCCCUAUUAG
Molecule: messenger RNA, 1389 nt
Organism: Dibothriocephalus latus
Lineage: Eukaryota; Metazoa; Platyhelminthes; Cestoda; Diphyllobothriidea; Diphyllobothriidae
Source: the annotation of a GenBank genome assembly